This is a messenger RNA of Daphnia pulicaria, 497 nucleotides long. Its product is annotated as transcription elongation factor 1 homolog. Gene Ontology annotation, biological process: transcription elongation by RNA polymerase II. The transcript is spliced from 2 exons. Gene Ontology annotation, molecular function: RNA polymerase II complex binding. Gene Ontology annotation, cellular component: transcription elongation factor complex. Bases 106 to 354 code for a protein of 82 amino acids. Lineage: Eukaryota; Metazoa; Arthropoda; Branchiopoda; Diplostraca; Daphniidae. The record is from RefSeq and is a predicted model, not a curated record.
UGCUUGUUCUUGGAUAUUGUUUCUUCUUAUUUAUUGAAUUCACAAUUUACUUUACAGUACAAAACAAAUUAACUGAUAUCGCUUAUCCGAUUGAUUGAACGAACAAUGGGAAAGAGAAAGAGUAAAAGGAAGCCUCCCACUAAGCGCAAAGCCAUCGAGCCCUUGGACACGCAAUUCAAUUGCCCAUUUUGCAACCACGAAAAGUCCUGUGAAGUAAAAAUGGAUAAAACACGCAACACUGGUCGAAUCACAUGCAGAGUUUGCCUUGAAGAUUUCCAGACUACUAUCAAUUUCCUAUCAGAAGCUGUGGAUGUUUAUAAUGACUGGAUUGAUGCCUGUGAGACAGCAAACUGAAAAUUUCUAACAUUUGAACAGUUCUGCUAAUACUGAACUCAAUAUCAGUUAAAAUUGAAGAAUUAAUUCAGGAAAAAUUUCCAACUGUAUUCAUUUUCAUGUUUUCACUUUGUUAAUACAGGAUUCACAUAUGCAUUACAAAA